AUGUUAAAUGUUCAUAAGGCUGGUCUUGUUGGUCUCCUCGAGACGAGAGUUAAGGCCCAGAAACUUGGGGCCUUAUAUGUUAAUAUGCUCAAGGGGUGGUGCUUCACUUCGAAUAUUGCUUGGCAUGAAGGAGGGCGUAUAAUUGUGGCAUGGAAUCCUUUCAGUUACUCGGUGAACAUACUCAAUUGUACCAGCCAGCUUAUUCAUCUUUUAGUUGCAACUUUAGAUGGUAAGCAUAGGUUCUAUGUUACAUUUGUUUAUGCCUUCAACAAGUUGAAAGGGAGGAAGAUGUUGUGGUCAGAUUUAAAGAACAUUGCUACUCAUGAACCAUGGAUGGUUAUGGGUGAUUUCAAUGAAAUUUUGUUCAAAGAAGAAAGAAUGGGCGAGAUGGUGAAGUAUAAUGCAGCAAACGACUUCAUAGAUUGUGUGGGGAUCUGCCAAUUAAAAGACAUAAAGUUUGGUGGUAGCUACUAUACUUGGAACAACAAAAGACAAGGAAGUGACAGAAUUUGCUCAAAGAUUGAUAGAGUUCUUGCCAACCAGAAAUGGUUAGAUAAUUUCCCAAAUGCUGAAGCCAUUUUUUCAGCUGAGGGGUUAUUUGACCAUACGCCUACUAUUGUCUCUAUGUACCAUGAAAUACUUAGUGGAAAAAAACCAUUCAAUUAUUUUAGAAUGUGGACUUCCCAUUCGAGGUAUGCAGAGAUAGUGAAAGGAGUCUGGCAACAAAUAAUCUCUGGUUCCAAAAUGUAUCAGGUUAUUUCAAAAUUGAAGAAACUUAAAGUAGCUUUCAAAGAAUUAAAUAAGAAGGAUUUCUUAAACAUACAAGAAGUGACUGAAAAAGCAAGAGAAGAACUGAAAGAUCUCCAAAAGAAAUUACAAACAGAGCCUCUGAACCAUGAAUUAAUCGACAAAGAAGUGGCUGCUAGACACAAGUAUGGGCAUCUUCUCAAGGGUCUGACUUCAUUUUUGCAAUAG
Messenger RNA from Cannabis sativa, 975 nucleotides. RefSeq lists its product as uncharacterized. The coding region runs from base 1 to 975 and encodes 324 amino acids. NCBI's taxonomy places the organism in Eukaryota, Viridiplantae, Streptophyta, Magnoliopsida, Rosales, Cannabaceae. The transcript has a single exon. The record is from RefSeq and is a predicted model, not a curated record.